Homalodisca vitripennis (glassy-winged sharpshooter) is the source of this 2139-nucleotide messenger RNA. Its product is annotated as protein C12orf4 homolog. Lineage: Eukaryota; Metazoa; Arthropoda; Insecta; Hemiptera; Cicadellidae. The coding region runs from base 265 to 1959 and encodes 564 amino acids. The record is from RefSeq and is a predicted model, not a curated record. Gene Ontology annotation, cellular component: cytoplasm. The transcript has 11 exons.
AUCAAACAGACAGUAGUGACCACAGUGUUACUUUACGGAAACAUCUGAUGGCCAAAAAAAGCGUUAACACCGCCUUAAUCGUAAUCGGGCUGUUAUCUUGCGGGGCGGGCUACUUUAGCCUCUACCUUCUGCUACACUUAUUGACUUACCAAUUUGUUUACUUACAUAGUACUUCUAGGUUAUGUUUUACGUUGUGGUCAUAAGUAGGAAACUGAAAGUAUAUUACCGAUUCUGCUGUUUCAAUUCGAAACUUAAUUUUAAGAUAUGGAUAACAACUAUAAUCCAGUCAAGCAACUGGAAUUUCAUUUUGCAUUUCCAAUGCUUACUCGAGAAGAUCUGUACCAACUAAAAGUGCCAGUGGAAAUUCCAUUUACAGAAUCAAUACCAGAGCUUGUUCAGAGGCUUGUAGCAUCAUUAAAACUCCCACCUUAUAUUGAAGAAGAUUUAGAAAGAGAACUUCAAACAUUCAUUGAAAAGGAAACUACAGAUUUUUUGGAUGAGCAGGCAGAUGCUAUUAUUAAAAAUUCUAAGACGGGUGAACUUGAUGUUGAAGAUGUCAUAAAAUAUUGGGAAAAAAACUUCAAAGAGAACACUGUUGAAUUUGGAGAAAAAUCAGGAGCAAAUGAUGCAGAGGUUUUUUCUGCCGUGUAUCAUAAGUUGGUUCACUCGCCGGCCCUGGAAAUGAUUCUUCAGCAAGAACAUUCGUAUGCGAUAGCAGUGUCUGAGAUAGUUGCAGAGCGGGACAAGCAAGUUACUCACCUGACAGACACACAGACAGAAGAGAUGUGUCGAGCUGUAGAUGCUGUGAAUGUGACAAGCACUGAAGCAGAGAUCAACGAGCUGGCAGGAAGGCAUCUCGAACAGCAGAGUCUAAUACAUGCUCAGUGGGACAGUCAAGUGGAUGCGAUCAAAGAGGCACAGCGUAGGCACUACAGGCAGUGGCUUAUGGACAAACAAACAUCUGCCUCUACACCACUAAACUCUCCGCUCUCUGCAGAAGCUAAUAGAACUUUCAGCGACUUGGUAUCAGAUGCCCAAGGUCCUGUCAUGCAGGAGAGCUUCACCAUACAUCUUGGUUCCCAGAUGAAACAGAUGCACAAUAUUCGUUUAUUGUGUACAGAUGUCCUCGAUUUCUGUCAGUUACGCAGGAAUAAUUCUGGGACACAACCUCAGAGGUUACAAACUGCCUUGGGACUAUACUCCAAUGAUCUGUGUGGUCUGGUUCUACUCACCGAUACUCAGCUUGGCAGUUACUCUGCUUCUGGUAUAUCAAAAGAUUUUAUAAAUGUGUGUCAGAGCAGUACAGAGUUCCAUUUUAGCGAUAUAGAUGAUCAGCUAGAGCGUGUCAAGGAGGCUGUGAAGGAAGGAGUUGCUUGGAGAAAGAACCAUAUAAUGAGGGACUCAACACAUCACUUCCUCAAUUUGACAUCAUCUGAACAGCAGUCGAGAAGGAGUGGGACCAAAUACCUGCAGACAGGAGAUGUGUACUUAACUCACCAUUCAAACCUUGCCGAGGUGCAUGUAGUCUUCCAUAUGGUUGUCGAUGACUCUCUCAGAUCAAAUGAUAUAAAUUCUAGACAUCCCACAAUUCUGGGUCUGCGCAACAUCCUCAAGACAGCCUGUAGCAGUGACAUUACAACUCUCACUGUACCAGUUUUGUUGACCCACGAAAUGUCGGAGGAGAUGACAGUAGCCUGGUGCAAUAAACGUGCAGAGUUGGUGUUCAAAUGUGUCAAGGGUUUUAUGAUAGAAAUGGCUUCUUGGGGAGGAUCUGACUUAAAGAAUCUUCAAUUUCUUGUUCCUAAGGGUAUUUCAGAAGAUGUAUUCGCCAAUUUGGCUGCAAUGUUACCAAGUAUUUUUCGGGUUUCAAAUCCUCUAGUCUUCAAAGUUACUCCUUCGCCACAGCCUCCUAGCUCAAAGCAAAGUAAAACUGAUAAAAAUAACAAAUCGAAUAAAUGAAAUAGUUGAAUGUAAAUUAUUAUUUAUAUUUGUAUUUAAUAUAAUUAUGAUAUAAUUUUGCGUGAGUAUAUGUGUAUAUAUAUAUAAGUAUAUAUAUAUAUAUAUAUAUGUAUGUAUGUAAGAAAUACUUUACUGUCAUUACACUUGAUAUUAAACAUUUAUUUACAGUUAUAUUUGAUA